This is a messenger RNA of Salmo salar (Atlantic salmon), 3218 nucleotides long. Its product is annotated as sushi domain-containing protein 2. The record is from RefSeq and is a predicted model, not a curated record. NCBI's taxonomy places the organism in Eukaryota, Metazoa, Chordata, Actinopteri, Salmoniformes, Salmonidae.
AAUUAGUCAACUGAGGACAAGCAUGCAGAACUGUGUUAUCAUAAUGACCUUUGCUACCAUUUCUCAACAAAGAUGCCUGUAAAUGUUAGUUACCGAAAGGUUAUGUGACACUGGACUGUUGAGCACGACCCGUAACUCAUAUUGGUAAAAAUCUAGUAAUUGCAGCUAGCUGGAAGCCUCUCUGUACAUUGUAUAGUACAGUAUCAAGGACAGGCUGUUGGUAAACAAACAGUCAAACAUCAGGAUGGGAAGAGACUCUUACUUAGCUGUGAUUUUCAUCUGUUUGGUUUCCAGUAGCAGGAUAUCUGGACAGUCAUGUGAAGGAAAAUGUGGUGGCAAAUUAGAAUCCUGUUCUUGCCAUGCCACUUGUAUAUCCCUCAAAAACUGCUGUGCGGACUAUGGGGAGUACUGUGUCGAUGUCACUCCAUAUUCCUGAUCAAUAUUUGGUGGAACUGACUUUGUUGUCCUCAAAGCAACUUUUAAUGAGAGCUCCCAAAUAAUCUGCAGGUUCAAUGAUGAAAUCAAAACGGUGGGCUAUGUGGACACAGACAGCAGAGGCCACUGCAUAUCACCUCUACUGUACGAAACAGGGUUUGUUCCUCUUCAGAUCUCUACAGACAAUGGUACAACCUUCAGCAGACAUGGAGCUUGGUUAUCAGUCCAUCCUGGAAAGUUACAUCCUAGUUUCAAAGCUACUAUAAUCAAUGCAACCCAGUGGCAGUACUAUGGCACCCCAAAGGUUGGAGGCCCGCUGGACAUGACAUGGAACACCUCACAGGUCAGAGCAGAAAAGGUCAACAUAGAGCUCUGGGGAUACAUGGAGAAAGGGGAUCCCUACUCAGAGUCCUGGCAGGGUAAAUGGGAGUACCUGUAUUCUCUUGGGAGGGACCAGCCUAACAGUGGUGCCUUUAGAUUUGUGCCCAAGACAGCAGGGAAGCCUUUCUCAGACUGGGAGGUCGGCUGUCUACGCAUCAGCCCCAGUACUCACCCAGAUGGAACAUGGAAUGUCCAGGCAGUGUGGACUGAUGACCAUGCUCUAGCCUGGCAUCUGGAGGACAAGUUCAGGCAGGACUCAGCCGUCUGGGCACUGGAUAAGUGUAAAGCCUGGGACCAGCUGGAGGAGACACUGCCAGACUUCCUCUCUGAAAUGAUUGACUGUCCAUGCACACUGGCUCAGGCUAGAGCAGACACUGGGAGGUUUCAUACAGAUUAUGGCUGUGAUAUAGAGAAGGGGAGUGUGUGUACCUACCACCCAGGAAGUGUGCACUGUGUGCGGGCCAUACAAGCCAGCCCCAAGUUUGCAGCAGGACAGCAGUGUUGCUAUGACCACACGGGAGCCCAGGUUUUGACAGAUGACUCCAUUGGCGGGAGUACCCCAGACAGAGCCCAUGACUGGGGCUCACCCCCGUUUGUAAAGCCCCCCAGAGUCCCUGGGUUCUCCCACUGGGUCUACGACGUCCUCAGCUUCUACUACUGCUGCCUGUGGUCUGACAACUGUCACUACUACUUCAAACACAGACCCUCCAGUGACUGCAGGACCUACCAAGCACCAAAAGCAGGUGUGGUGUUUGGAGACCCCCACUUCAUAACAUUUGAUGGCGUCAGUUACUCCUUCAAUGGAAAGGGGGAAUACACCAUUAUGGUCUCAGAAAGCAAGGAACUGACAAUACAGGGCAGAACAGAGCCGGUAAUACUGACAAAUGGCAGCAUGGUGAAAGCAACAAAGCUGUCAGCGGUUGCCAUGAGAGAGGGGACCUCUGACAUCAUUGAGGUGCGACUCGGCAACCCUCAGGACCACCUACAGGUGCUGCAGAACCAAACCUCCCUCUCCUUCUCUGAGCAGAGCUGGAUGGAUCUGAAGGGUGUGUUUGUAUUUUCGCCCAACCCUACAAAUGUGACUGUCAUGUUCCCCUCUGGAGCUGGAGUGGAACUGAGACUGCGAGGGGGAACCAUGACAACCACAGUGCUUCUACCGGAGGUGUUUAAGGAUAUUACCGGUGGACUGUUAGGAAAGAUGAACGGUGAUCCCAAAGAUGACCUGGUUACCAGUGAUGGUCAGACUGAGUCUGAUCAAGGCAAUGCAGAGGGGCUGUUUAAUUUCGGGGAAAGCUGGGCUAUAUUGAACGAGUCCACGCUCUUCACGUACGAUUCGGAACACUUGUUGAACUCAUAUCUCCAUGCUCCAAAACACGACGCCAGUUUCCGUCCAGUGUUUUCCAUCCCUGAGGAUCCUAAUGAUCCUCUUGACAGCCAGGCCUCUGAGCUGUGCUCUGGAGAGGGCUCUCUGUACUGUAGAUAUGAUACGCUGAUGGCUCGUAGUCUGGAGAUGGGCAAUGCCACCAGGGUAUCUUUUCAGAGCCACAGGUCUGUAGUGGAGGAUCUAGAGCCAGUGGUGUCCUGUGGCUGGCUUUCUCCACCCACAAAUGGAAAGAAGGACGGGACCAGAUAUUUACAGGGAGCUGUGGUGAAGCUGUCCUGUGACUCUGGCUAUCUCCUCUGGGGGUCAGAGGAGCACACAUGCCUGGGGACUGGUCAAUGGUCUGGUGAAACCACGACCUGCGUGGCUGAUAAUCUCAGGGGAAUUGUGGUUGGUUCAGUUAUUGGAGCACUAGCAUUAAUCCUAAUGAUAGUAACACUCGUAAUCAACAGCAGGCAACAUAAAAGAGAAACUGCAGCGUCUGCUGUGUCAGAUGAUGGACAAGAUCAGAUCAGUGUGGUUUUAUAGUAGACAUUCUGCAGGAUCCAGACAUCUCUCUUUACAGCCACUUCUACAGUACAUAGAAUAGUUGGUUUAAGAAUACCAGCACAGAGAAUGACUGCGUCACAGAAAGCCUCGACUGUCUCACAGAAAGCCUUUCAGUAACCUUCAGUACUAGGCUAUAUUCUUCAAUAGACACACUCCAUAAAUGUUUGUAUGUAACCCACUUUUGCAUAAAGGACUCAGAUAUGUGUCAAGGUUAGAGUUGCAAACAUAUACAUUUAUUCUACUGCUGAUAGUGAAAACAGAGUUAAUUGCACCAUAAUGUAUCUAGUUAUAUGGCAAAUCACAAUACCUGUUGAUUUAAAACAGUACUGUACUUAAUGACAUGCAUAAAUCCACACUUCUAACUCUGUAAUGCAAAAUAUGAAUGUAUGGCAUGUAAUAAUAUCAGCAAUGAAAUUCAUGAUAUCUCUUCCACUACCAUACUAAUAAACUCUAUCACUGUACACUCACGGUA